Messenger RNA from Arachis duranensis, 2247 nucleotides. Its product is annotated as S-adenosyl-L-methionine-dependent tRNA 4-demethylwyosine synthase-like. Gene Ontology annotation, molecular function: catalytic activity; FMN binding; 4 iron, 4 sulfur cluster binding. Gene Ontology annotation, biological process: wybutosine biosynthetic process. NCBI's taxonomy places the organism in Eukaryota, Viridiplantae, Streptophyta, Magnoliopsida, Fabales, Fabaceae. The record is from RefSeq and is a predicted model, not a curated record.
CCAAAAAGCAAUGAGCCCAUUAAAGAGGAGCCCAUAAUGUAUUGGGCUAUCAUGUUUAAAUUAAAGCCCAUUAAUCAUACGAUUCGUUUCAUGACGUCGUCGUCGUCUUCUUCCCCAUUCCUUUGUUUCAGUUUCACCACCGCGCGCUGCAAGAGAAAAAGGAAAUACCUAAAAUGCCCUCUGCAUUGUCUUCUUUCCCAGCGCGUGUGACGCUACUCGCUCUCUUCUCCGCCACAACCUUCUACUUCCUCUACAAGUCUCGCCGCUUGCGCCACCUCAAAACCCUCACUCUCUCUUCAAAUCACACUACACGUGGCAAAAUCCUAUUCGUUUCACAAACCGGAACUUCCAAAAACCUAGCACAGCGCCUCCACAAUCUCUUAGCCUCAAAGGGCGUCGUUUUCGACCUCGUAGAUGCUCAGAGCUACGAGCCCGAAGACUUACCGAAAGAAACCCUAGUUCUCAUCGUUGCUUCGACUUGGGAAGAUGGGAAUCCACCUUCUGGAGCACGGUUUUUUGCCACGUGGCUCGCGGAGAGCGUGAAGGAUUUUAGGGUUGGGGCGUUGCUUCUGAAGGGUUGUAGGUUCGGGGUGUUUGGUGUGGGGAGUAGAGCUUAUGGAGAGAGGUUCAAUGCGGUGGCUAAGGGUUUUGUGAAGCAGAUUAGGGAUUUGGGUGGGAGUGAGGUUGUGCCUUUAGGGGAAGGUGAUGUUGAUGGUGGUGAAUUGGAUUUGGAUUUUGAGAAGUGGUGUGAGAAGGUUGUUGGUUUUUUGAAAGGCAAGGUUUUGGAAAAUGGGGUUAAUGGUAAUUUGGAGUGUGGGGUUUAUGAUUCUGAGGAGGAAUCUGAAGGAGAGAGUGAUUUGGAGGAAGAGGAAAUUGUUGAUCUUGAGGACAUUGCUGGGAAGGUGCCACCAAGGAAGAAGACGGCAGCGGCAGCUGAGAGUAAUGGUAAUGGAAAUGGAAAAGUGAAUGGCCAAAGGGAAAUGGUGACUCCAGUUAUUAGAGCUAAUUUAGAGAAGCAGGGGUAUAAAAUUAUUGGUUCGCAUAGCGGUGUUAAGAUUUGUAGAUGGACCAAGUCACAGCUUCGAGGACGGGGUGGUUGCUACAAGCAUUCAUUCUAUGGUAUUGAGAGCCAUAGGUGCAUGGAGGCAACCCCUAGCCUGGCCUGUGCAAAUAAAUGUGUUUUUUGUUGGAGACAUCACACAAAUCCAGUGGGAAAAAGUUGGCAAUGGAAGAUGGAUGAUCCAAUAGAGAUUGUAAAUUCUGCAAUAGAGAUGCAUUCAAAUAUGAUUAAACAAAUGAAAGGAGUUCCUGGAGUUACCCUGGAGCGACUAAACGAAGGUCUUACACCACGACAUUGUGCAUUAUCUCUUGUUGGGGAACCUAUUAUGUAUCCAGAGAUAAAUACACUUGUGGAUGAACUGCACAAAAGGAGAAUUUCCACUUUUCUGGUGACAAAUGCACAGUUUCCAGAUAAAAUAAAGUCAAUGAAGCCUCUCACCCAGUUAUAUGUCAGUGUAGAUGCUGCAACAAAAGACUCCUUGAAGGCAAUUGAUAGGCCACUCUUUGGAGAUUUCUGGGAACGAUUCAUUGAUUCCUUGACAGCCCUGAAGGAAAAACAUCAAAGAACUGUAUACCGCUUGACAUUGGUGAAAGGUUGGAACACUGAAGAUGUUGAUGCUUAUUACAAGCUCUUUAGUAUUGGAGAACCUGACUUUGUUGAAAUCAAGGGAGUUACAUAUUGUGGCUCCUCUGCCACAUCAAAAUUGACGAUGGAAAAUGUGCCUUGGCAUGCUGAUGUGAAAGCUUUUUCAGAGGCCCUUGCUCUGAAAAGCCAAGGGGAGUAUGAAGUUGCUUGUGAACAUGCUCAUUCAUGUUGUGUUCUCUUAGCAAAGACUAAGAAGUUCAAGAUUGAUGGCAAGUGGUAUACAUGGAUAGACUACGAUAAAUUUCAUGACCUGGUAGGGUCUGUUUUCCUGGCUUUCCUGCAUGGAGCAGAGGAAGGUGGUUUCGAUCCUGAACAAUCAAGAUAUAGGAAAGAGAGACGACAUCAUAAAUCAAGUCGCAAUCAAUCAGGUUAGAAAAUUCGGGGAGCCCGUAUACAUAGGUUAAACAACCUUGGCAGUGUAUUUAGCCUUAAUACCUUAAAUGUCACAAUAUAGAGUCCUGCACUAGUGAUGUUUUUGAAAUUGAGAUUGGAAUGAUAUGUUGAGCUUUCCCAUUUUUGCCCCUUUUGAUUUUCUCCACUCA